Arvicanthis niloticus (Nile rat) is the source of this 2851-nucleotide messenger RNA. It is a transcript of the gene C5H1orf159, whose product is annotated as chromosome 5 C1orf159 homolog. Lineage: Eukaryota; Metazoa; Chordata; Mammalia; Rodentia; Muridae. The record is from RefSeq and is a predicted model, not a curated record.
AGAACCAAGUCAGGCACUGGUGGCCCUCCAUCUAACAAGGACUAGGAUGAUUGGCCGCCGCUAGGAAUAUUGGGGCAUGUAGUCUUUUCCUUCCCACUCUACUCCUUCCCCUUUCCCCUUCCCUAGGUUCAAGUCCUAUUGGACUACAUUUCCCAACCAGAUCUCCGAAUGCAAACCAGCUGCCUGGAGAGACUCUUGGACAAACGUACUUGGGCGAGGGGCCUGUUAGGAGUUGUAGUUUUUUCCCUAAAGCAGCCCUCGCCAACGCCUGGGCGGGGGAGGACCAGAGACUACAAGUCCCAGGGGGCGCUCGCGGGCGUUCGCUAGGCGGCCGGUACGAAAGAGGAACCCGACUGGUUUGUGAAUUCCUCUAUCUAGGAAGCUCAGACUACUAUUGUUCCAGAACUGGAGAUGCCCAGCUUGCCUGCUAUUUCAAUGCUUCAGUGGUCUCUGCUGAGUAAAAAGUCUUCAUAGAGAUCUCCCUGUCAGCUCCCUAGCAUGGCACUGCAGUGUCUCAUGCUCCUGACUGGCCUUCUGAUGGGUGGCAUGAGCAAGUCCACAGAAAGCAAGGCCCAGCAACCUGAGUGUUGUAUGGAUGUGGUAGACUUCAAUGCUACCUGCUUAGGUACAGGUCUCUGUGGCCCAGGUUGCUAUAGGCACUGGAAUGCAGAUGGGAGCGCUAGCUGCAUCCGUUGCUGGAAUGGGACCCUCCCAACAUACAAUGGCUCCGAGUGCAGAAUUCUCACUGGCCGGGGCAUGCAGUUUCCCAUGAACAGAAGCACAGGGACACCUGGACAGCCACAUUUUGGGGGUUCUCAUGUAGCAGCUUCCCUCUUCCUGGGGACACUGUUCAUCAGCACAGGCCUCAUCCUCUCUGUGGCUGGGUUCUUCUACCUCAAGCGCUCCAGUAAGCUUCCUGAAGUUUUCUACAGGAGAGACAGAGCCCCUGUCCUGCAGCUUGGUGAAACAGCUGCAAUGGUCCCCCUGCCACAGUCUUCAGUGAGGAAGCCAAGAUACAUCAGGCGUGAGCAGCACCCAGACAAGAAUAGGGAUCCUCUUGCCUUCUCCACAGUGGAGGCCCACAUCAGCAACGUCUGACCUAGAGGUCAACUGAAACUUCACAGUACAGCAGUGGAGACCCAAGGCUCCCCUCCAGUGAGCUCAAUUCACAAAGGGCCUGGGGCUUAAGAUAUGCCAGAAUUGACUCCCAAUGACAGACACGUACAAAUGCUAGGGGGAUGCUAACCUCCAUGCCAUGAGAUCUUCACUGUGUGGUUUAACAGGAGUAACCAUCUGUGAGACCUGAGGACUCAAGAGCAAGUCGUGUGGGGUCUGUGCCCCUUAAGAGUAACAGCAUCUAUAACAUCUACAACACAGGCCUGGUCCAAAUGAUCAAAUCUUCUGGAGCCCACCCACUGGAGCCCAUAGUAGACAGGACUCUCUCCGUCACCACUGAGCUAAGAAGAGUGAAACCAAGGUUCCAACAGUGGAAAAAACACAACCUGGAAACUGGUACCAGAGAUAGGUUGCUCUAGUGUCAGCCUGCUAAUUUAGCUGCUGGCCUCUCAAAGCAUAUAUUUCUCAGAGUUGCAGAAUUGAGUGUCCUAGCUUUUCUGAUUCCAGAAGCCAGUAGAACCUUGUCUCCCAGGGACAGACUCCCAUCUAGCUACCUUUCAGGCUGGGCACUCAAAGUAAAAUGUUUAUCCAUGGGGCCUCCAUAUCUGAACACUUCAGGUCACUUGUCCCAUUGGGCUUGUGAGGUUAUGCUGGUCAGCAGUCCUGUCUUUGCUCUUCCAAGACUCCAGAAGCUAUGUCUGUGAGUUGCUAGUGUGGCUGGUGGCAUUGGCCAUGUUCUCCUGUAGAAGUGCCCUGAUUACCAGUGCCACCCUCCAUGUAUGGUCCAAAGGUGUCUAGCAUCUUUUUCAACAUUGGGCAAACAUCUGAUGUUACAGUGUUAUGAACUUGCUUUCCCAGACUUGAACCAGUGACUCAGGUAGCAGCAGCAAUUCAGAGUUGGACCAGUUAGACUAAAUCUUCUCUCCUCUAGCUUUAUUUUCCCAAAGGUCAUCUAUUCAGUAUGUGGGGACUGAUUACCCCCUUGCUGUGUUCAGGGGACAAGGAGUCAGGGAGGGGAAGAGGAACCCCUUAGCAGGAUCCAGAACCUGGAUAUAACAUAACCCAUCCCCUCAUGUUUCCUUGGCCAGAACCUGCUCCACAUGUAGCCCCUGUCUUGCAUGAAGAGAUGACCCAGCUCCUUAGGACUUGAGGUAGAAGGUGCCAGUCAAGCUUGGCAUGGUUCUUCAGAUAAGUCUACAUGCAUCACUAGGCUUUGAGGAGGCCACUGACAGUUUGUGGAUCUAACUCACCCUUGGAGAAAGCAGAACCCUCUGUCUGGCUACCUAAGUCCAUCUGACUGGUCCUACUCAAAGUCCCUGUAUAGAUGUGUAGAUGUUUGCUGACUUGAGGUAGAACUGGGUAGAGUGCCAAAUGAGCACAUAUGGAUUCUAGAAGUCCUUCCAGGUAGUUUGAGUGAGAAUGCCUACCUGGUGCCCCCUGGGCUUAUAUACUUGAAUACUUAGUCAUCGGUGAAUGGCACUGCUUGAGAGGGAUUAGGAGGUUCGGCCUUAUUGGAGGAAGUGUGUCUCUGGGGGUGGGCAUUAGGGUCUCAAAAGCUCAAGCCAGACCCAGUGGCUUUCUUUUCCUGCCGCCUGUGGAUUUGGGUGUAGAGCUCUGAGCUCCUCCUCCAGCACUCUACUACCUAUGUGCUACCAUGCUUCCUGCCAUUCUGAUGAUGGACUAAAUUCUAAAACCGUAAACAAGCCCCAAUUAAAUACUUUCUUUUUUAAGAGUU